Messenger RNA from Camarhynchus parvulus, 3292 nucleotides. RefSeq names its product death associated protein (gene DAP). Bases 103 to 417 code for a protein of 104 amino acids. The record is from RefSeq and is a predicted model, not a curated record. Lineage: Eukaryota; Metazoa; Chordata; Aves; Passeriformes; Thraupidae. Gene Ontology annotation, molecular function: death domain binding. Gene Ontology annotation, biological process: cellular response to amino acid starvation; apoptotic signaling pathway; negative regulation of autophagy. The transcript is spliced from 4 exons.
CCCCCGGCGGCCACGUUGACAGGGCGGGCGUGGGCCGUGUUCGCCGGGCGGUGUCGGGGUGCGGGUACCCGGUGCGGGAGCGGGGCCGCUGCCACAGUAAAAAUGUCUUCGCCUCCCAAAGAGAAAGCAGAGACGCGGGCCGGACACCCUCCUGCUGUGAAAGCCGGUGGGAUGCGGAUUGUGCAGAAACACCCACACAAUUCAGAUGCCAAAGAAGAAAAAGAUAAGGAUGACCAAGACUGGGAAACCAGCAGCCCACCUAAGCCAGCGGUGUUCAUCUCCGGUGUCAUUGCUAGGGGUGAUAAGGACUUCCCUCCAGCUGCAGCUCAGGUGGCUCAUCAGAAGCCACAUCCUUCUGUGGAGAAGCUUCCUCACCCGCAGCAUGUCAAACAGCACAUCCACCAGCCUCGCAAGUGAGCUCCCGCCAGGAUCUCCGCCAGCCUGCUUCGGUGACUGUUCUCAAGAGAAGACAAAAACCCUUUAGUAGUCACACUGUCAAAUCUGUAAAAUUGACAUCUAAAAUAAUAUGCUGUUUCUUUUACUUUAAUUCUCAAGGGUUAAUAAGAAUGAAGACAUUGUUCAGUUGUUAUCCCAGAUGGAAAAUUCUGUAUUGAGUAUUUGCUGAUCAGGGUUGCUUUUUUAUAAGAUUUUCUUAUUGCCAAGAUAAAAACUUCAGUAUGAAUAAUAUGAUUAAUGGGCUUAAAAUUUGUACUUUUAGUUGUGGACUCACAGUAGCAGAUAGUUAAUGUAGUUUUUAUGCUAAGCCAGUAAAGAAGAACAGCCCUUUUGUACUGGUACCUUUACUGUCUGGAGGGAGUUUGUUGGGUGUGUUGAGAGAGAAGUCAUUGGUUGUCUUGAUUAUGUAGAACCCUUGUAGCCUUCAUUAUCCUAUAGCAUUCCACUCCAGUGCCCUCUGGAUUCAACCAGGGAGAUGAUGAUAGGGCCCCCAUACAUUCUCAAGUGGGCAGAGAUCCAGCUGAAUCUUCUUUACACCCCUUUGCCCUCUCACAGUCUUGCUGAGAUUCUUCCCUCUGGUGGUCUGUGGGAAUGGAGAGAAUAGAGAAAUCAGAAUUACAAGAACACUGCUGCUGUAGACAGCUCAUUUGUAAUCUCAUGGUCUCAGUGGGGGCUGUAUUUUUGAGGUGAUGAUUUCACAUUCCAAUAGCAAGCUGAAGGAGUUCGUGACCCUCCAUACUGAACUUAAAAUAAGUUGGUGAAAAAUCUGUUUCCUUUUUUUAAUUUAGAAUAUGAGAUCACCUUUUGAAACUAAGAGGUACCAUUAGUAAAUAUGUUUAUGAUUCAAUCUCUUUUGUACAUCUUUUUUUUUUUCCUAGUCUUCUUAUUCUGAAAUACAAUAGUGAUAUGAGGGAGUAAAAAGAAAGUAAUUUCCAAACAGAGCAAUCAUUUUAUUUUUACCAGAUAAUUAAAUAAUUUAAUUUCUCAGUUCAAAAUCACUUAGCUCUGUAAUUUUCCUUCCGUAACUCACCUCUGUAAAAACCAGGAAAAAUUUUUAUACAUUCUACCUAUUUUAAAGUGUCCUUCUGUUUUUAACUGACUAUAAAUACAAUACAGCCUUUGGCUUAUAAAGCCUCCAGGUUUAUAAAGUUUCUAAUGAUGUCAGAAAAAGUGGGAGCUAAUGUUGCAGCCAUUCACCUGGCAAAUCACUGACAUUUUAAGGUCACUUGGGGCUUUACCAGUUUUUUGUGGUUAAAAAACAGUGGGAAAAGUUUAAAAAUUACUUUUUUUUUUAAAUUCUGCAGAUAUAAUUAUAUUCUGAGUAGCUGAUUUAAAACAACAGCAACAAAAUUAUGGGAAAUAUGGCCCAUUUCACAAAUGGAACAACUCACUUUGCGUGGGAGCGAGGGACCUGACAUUUCCAUCUCUUCGUAGGCUUGAAAUGGAAAUGAUGUUUUACAAAUUAUAUGCAUGGACAUAUUUAUUCUAAACCCAAGGAAGGAUGUACAAUCUGCAAAUGCAGUCCUUAUUUCCAAUUUGAUGAGGAACCAUACUUGCCUUAAGGAACGAGUGGUGUUUGUAAGAAUUAUUCUGUAUUAGAGUAUGCGUAACUUUUCAAAUCUGAUCUCUGUUUCUGAUGUCGGUGGAGCAGAGGCCUUGUUUGUAGCUGCUUAUGAGUGUACAAGUGAUUCACACCUGAGCAAGUCAUUCAUAAGGGUAGCACGGCUGAGCCUCUUGGACUCUGUGCAGGAGAUGAUUUGCUGGCAGGAAUGUUUGCAGGCACGGCACAGGAGGGGGUUGGUGGUGCAGCCGUAGCUGUCCGAGUGCUGUGUCAGCGAUGGUGCAGAGCAUCGCUGUCACCUCUGGUACCUGCUGGCCUCAGGGGGAGCUGCGUGGGAUCCAGCUCUGCCUCCUGCUGUGCCUGCACCUGAAGCAGUGCCUAGAGCCCGGUGUAGUCAGUGGUGGUGCAGUCGGGAGAGUCAGCAGAGCUUAGGUAUGGCACCGUUGACCAAAGGGAAGAGUCUUACAGGAUUAACUGGAUUGCUCUUGGCUCCACUGACUGCACUGGGAAACUAAACCUUGGUGUGGAGGCACACGGUGAGGUGGGGCUGGGUACCUCUGCUCCAUGUCUUAUAAUAGGUAAAAACGGUUCUGAAAGCCACACCACAUCUCCAUUCUGACAGUAAGGAGCAUGGAUGCUUUCAAAUUGCAAACUACUGCUCCUGGUUAUUAAUGCAAUAUAUACAGCAUAUAUAGACAAUACCUGAUUUUUGUCUUUGAUUAGAUAGUUAUGUAAGUUUGUACAAUGAGGUAUGGCUCUUAAGAUAGCUUUAGUGGCUUUUAGAGUGCAGAAAUUCCUAUAUGAUUAGAAAAUGUCUCUGUAUGAAAGCUAUAUAUUGUUGGGAGGUAUCCAUGUUUAUACAUAGAUGUCCUUACCUAAGCAUUACCUUUUCCAAAGUAAUCAUAACUGGUGAACUGGAUUUCUUACUGAUGGUUAUUGAUACUUUUAAAAUAUGUUGCAAUAGCAUAUAAGCACAGGAGAUGUUCAGAUGUUACCUUGAAAUAACUGCAAAAGAAAUUUGCUGUAAUUGUCAAUGUGGCAGUAAUGCAACAAUAAAGCAUGAAGUUGUAUAUUGGGCUCUUUUUUCUCCGUAAGUGCAAUGUAAAUCAGCAGGGUGCAGCUUUGUGGCAUUUAUGGGAUUUUAUUACAGAUUGCUGCAUGACUAAUCAAUGUUUUAUAGAUAGUGCAACUUAUUUUGAAGUUUUAUGACACAGUGGAUGAGCUGUUUUGAAUAGUCCAGUCUCAUGCAAAAUAAAAAGUAGAUGCUACCAGCUA